This is a messenger RNA of Drosophila simulans, 2064 nucleotides long. Its product is annotated as serendipity locus protein alpha. Gene Ontology annotation, biological process: cell migration; cell-cell adhesion; cellularization. Gene Ontology annotation, molecular function: beta-catenin binding; actin filament binding. The transcript is spliced from 7 exons. Gene Ontology annotation, cellular component: cytoplasm; catenin complex; adherens junction. The record is from RefSeq and is a predicted model, not a curated record. Lineage: Eukaryota; Metazoa; Arthropoda; Insecta; Diptera; Drosophilidae. The coding region runs from base 56 to 1831 and encodes 591 amino acids.
UUGUUUACUUUUACUUUUGCCCACAGAAUAUUUAAACUCACAUUUGCCGGCAAUAAUGGAAGUUUUGCGUAAGAAGCUAGAGGCCUGCUUGCUGAUACUGAACAGGAACAAUGCAGCAAAUACAAACUGGCUGAAUGAUCUGUGCGCCGUGCUAUUGGAAUUCGCUACCUUGGCCCACAGCUUAUUCUGCUCCCAGGGGGAGUCGGAGUGUUCGGAGCUGGUGUGCCUCUGCCUCAGCCAGAUUAUGAUCUGCAUUCGCCAGGUGGAGAGCACCAUGAAACUAGAAUGCGGCACCUCAGUCUCGGUAAGUCAUCAGUACUUUCUGGACCGCAUACGCUGGUGCCUGAAGCGCCUCAUGCAUCUCUACAGCGGAGAAUCGAGUGGCGAAGCAGUCGCUCCGGAGCGCUCGUUCCUUAAGCUGGUGGAUGGCGCGCUGGAUUGUUUGGCGCAGUUCACCUCGCACAGUGAGGAAAACAACGAUAUCUCCAACUGCCCGAAGACUCCACAGGAAGUCCUUCCCCUCAGCCAGAAGUUGCGCGCCAACAUUGAUUUGAUCUUGGGUCAAUCCCUGGGAUUUGCCAAUGUGGCUUUGUCGCAGGACAAGAGAGCUCUCAGUGCCUUGUGCCAAAAGGUCAUCCGCGAGUGCAAUGCCUUUCAGGAGGAGUGUAAGGAGUCUUCCAGUGCCAACUACCUGUCCACCCUCAACCUGCGGGCAAUGACCAUGGAACAGGCGAUUUACCAGUUGGAGGACUUUAUCAACGAUGCGCUUCUGCGCUUGGUAUUCACAUGCUUCCUGGACUUCGAGAAGUUUUCGGUGGACAAAAUUAGAGCGCUGUUGAGGAACAGCCCGGAUAAUGAUGAUCUGGCCGAUGAGUUCAUAGCGGACUUUGAUGUGAACAUAGAUCGCGCCACUCAGAUAGGCAUUUUUGCCAUUUCCUUUGCGCCCAACUUGAAAAUGAAAACCAUAAUGCGCAGCUGUCUGGCUUCUUUUGAGUCACUGGACACCACUCUGAUACCUUCUCUGCAGGCCCAUGGUUCCGAUUUGCACUCGGACAUCCUAGAGCAGCACUUCAACGAGGAGGUGGCCAAGUUCAAGGCAACGCUUCAGGAGAUCAUCGACAGCCGCGCCCUCCUGGGUUGUUGCCUGGAGAUUCUGACCUCAGGGAUAAGUGCAACGGAGAAGCUUUUCGAUAAGCAGCGAUUGGAGGACUUGGUCCAAAUCUCUUUGCUGCUAGUCGAGCACUUUCAGCUGGAAGUCAAUCGAAAGGGGCUAAGCGAAACGCAGAACCAAUUGGGGGAAGAGUACUACCAGCAGUUCAUCCGGGUACUGCGCGAGUGCAAGGCUAUUUUGAUGUGCGCAUCCCAGGUGGAGCCGCAGAGAAUCCUCAAGCGCUUCAAGAUCUUGCGCACGAUCUUGCGCAAACUGCACGGCUCCCUGGGAGCUGGUAAACAAGAGGAGGAACUUCCCAUUCUCCUGGCUCCCCUUCUAGCGGAUGAUACCAAGGGGUUAAAUGAAGACGAAACCAACUUCUCUGGCUUUAAAACAGACCGAGGCGGCAGUAUUCUCUACGACACAGAGCGUAGGAAUAGAGUAACUAGAAGAACGGACAACAAGCUACCCACAAAUACCUUGGACAUUAAAUCGGAAAAGACAAAACCCAAUGGAAAUGUGCUGAGAAGGGAAAGUUUACGGACUGUCAUGUUCAAGCGGCAGAAUAUAGCCGAAAGCAGAAAGCUAUACACCUCCAUGAGUAAUCAGUCCACGGAUCUACAAAUCACAGAUAUACUCGACCAACUCACUGGAAUGUCCAAUGGAUACUUUGAAUGCUGAAGCAUUUCAACCAUUUGUACAUAAUUUUUUACUUAGUUUAGUGUUUAAGUUCAUAUCACUUAAGAUAUUUUGCAAUUCAAACUUAACGUACGUCGCCACCUGAAUGUCAUAGGUCAGGUCAGGCAUACACACAAGCAUGUAUGUUCCUCGGGUGGCGGAGAGUGUCGCAUCGGAAACAGUUUAGACUGUUGUAAAAGUAGAGCAAUAGGUUCAAAUAAAUACAUUGACACAUA